AUGGGGAAAGAAACGAGAAGAUUAUCAUAUGAAAUUGCUGAAAUUCUAGGUAGAGGGGGAUCCUCAAUAAUUAGAAGAGGAGUAAGCAAGUCAAAUGGUGGAAAAACCCAAGUAGCCAUCAAAACUUUAAAGAGGCUUGAGAUAACUCCUCCAGAAACACCAACGAGUGGAUCAAGAGAGAAGAGUACAACAGGAUUUGCUAGCUGGAGGAGGCAGGUUUCAAUCACAAAAGCCUUACUGACAAAUAAAAUUCUUGUUAUGAAGAAGAUAGUGGAAGAUGUAUCUUCCCAUCCCAAUGUGGUCCACCUGUAUGAUGUCUACGAGGACCAAAAUGCAAUCCAUCUUGUACUAGAGCUAUGUUCUGGUGGUGAGAUUUUUGAUCGAAUAGUGGAUCAGGAAAAGUAUUCAGAGACUGAAGCAGCAACUGUGAUUCGACAAAUUGUUAAUGGGUUAGCUUCACUGCACAAGGCAAAUAUAGUCCAUCGCGACUUAAAGCCAGAGAACUGUCUUUUCUUAAAUGAAAGUGAGAAUUCACCUUUGAAGAUAACGGAUUUUGGACUAAGUUCUGUAGAGGACUUCACUGAUCCAGUUGUUGGGUUGUUUGGUUCAAUUGAUUAUGUCUCACCCGAGGCCUCGACCAAAGGCAGAAUAUCUUCUGCAAGUGAUAUGUGGUCUUUGGGAGUAAAUAAUCGGCAUAAGCAACAAAUGAUUUUAAAUGGAGAAUUCAAUUUUGAUGAGCCUACAUGGAAGACCAUUUCUUCACCAGCGAAACAAUUGAUUUCCAGCCUUCUUACUGUUGAUCCUCAUAAGAGAGCAACUGCUCAAGAGGUACUUCUGCAUCCAUGGGUCAUGGGGGAAUCAGCAAAACAAGAAAAUAUGGGCACUGAAAUCAUUUCUCGACUUCAUUCUUUGAAUGCUCGUCGUAAGUUGCGUGCAGCUGCAAUUGACAGCAUGUGUGGUAGUGCAUUACUUGUGAGAACAAAACAGCUAAGGACCCUCUUAGGGAACCAUAAUCUUACUUUUGAGGAACUUGAGAAACUGAUAAUGCAUUUCAGGAAUAUAUGUGCAAAUGGUGAAAAUGCUACUCUAUCUGAAUUUGAAGACGUGCUGAAAGCAAUGGAGAUGCCUAAACUGCUCCCCCUUGCCCCACGCAUCUUUGAUCUUUUUGACAACAAUCAUGAUGGAACUGUAGACAUUAGAGAGAUUUUCUGUGGCUUUUCGAGCCUUAAGAGUUCACAAGGAGAAAAUGCUCCACUCUGUUUCCAGAUGUAUGACACAGAUAGGUCAGGAUGUAUCACCAAGGAAGAAGUAACAUCCAUGAUGAGAGCUUUGCCGGAGGAGUGCCUUCCUCCAGAUAUAACAGAACCCAGCAAACUGGAUGAGAUUUUUGAUAGGAUCGACAUCAACAGUGAUGGGAAGAUCAGUUUUGAAGAGUUUAAAGCUGCUAUGAAGCUAGACAGCUCCCUCCAAGAUGCAGUCAUGUCCUCCCUGCGCCCUGCCUAA
This is a messenger RNA of Nelumbo nucifera (sacred lotus), 1503 nucleotides long. RefSeq names its product calcium and calcium/calmodulin-dependent serine/threonine-protein kinase-like. NCBI's taxonomy places the organism in Eukaryota, Viridiplantae, Streptophyta, Magnoliopsida, Proteales, Nelumbonaceae. Gene Ontology annotation, molecular function: protein kinase activity; ATP binding; calcium ion binding. Gene Ontology annotation, biological process: protein phosphorylation. The record is from RefSeq and is a predicted model, not a curated record.